UGUGUUGACACGUGUCGAGACGGCACGCAUCACCACUACCAAAUGUCAAACCCUCUCGUUCGUUUCCUCAAUGCACCGGCUCAAACAAGUGUAGUAGAUAAACACAAACUAUAAAACCUCACUUGUGGGGCCCGGCCCGAGCCGCGUACCAUGUUCAAAAGAGUGCUCUUUCCUUCGUCGUCCACGCGCCACGUCAUCUCUCACCACAAACCCAUUUUCAGAUCGGUGUCUCUCUCAUUUUCUUGGCCUUUAUCCGUCGUCUUUCACCGCCCCAUUCAUUUUUCCAGAGUCUUUGCCAUGGCCGAUGAUCGUUCCACUAACACGACGUCGUCGCCGCCGCCGCCGGAGGCGAGCCACAAGCACACUAACCGCCUCGCGGCGGAGCACAGUCCGUACCUUCUUCAGCAUGCCCACAACCCUGUUGAUUGGUAUCCAUGGGGGGAGGAGGCGUUCUCCGAAGCUCGUAAAAGAGAUGUCCCUAUCUUUCUGUCAAUUGGUUACAGCACUUGUCAUUGGUGUCAUGUAAUGGAAGUAGAAUCUUUCGAGGACGACGAUGUUGCGAAAUUGCUCAAUGAUUGGUUUGUCAGUAUCAAGGUGGAUAGAGAAGAAAGACCAGACGUAGAUAAGGUAUAUAUGACAUAUGUACAAGCGUUAUACGGCGGUGGUGGUUGGCCGUUAAGCGCCUUUCUCUCACCUGAUCUAAAGCCCUUGAUGGGCGGCACUUACUUCCCCCCCGAGGAUAAAUAUGGAAGGCCCGGAUUUAAAACCGUACUUAGGAAGGUUAAAGAAGCUUGGGACACUAAAAAGGAUGCAUUGGUCCAAAGUGGAACAUUUGCUAUUGAACAACUUUCGGAGGCAUUAUCCGCUACUGCAAGAUCGGAAAAGCUUGCAGACGGGCUUUCCGAAAAGGCACUGCAGAAAUGCGCUGAAGAGCUUGCAGACAGUUACGACUCAAAAUAUGGGGGAUUUGGUUCGGCACCAAAAUUCCCUAGGCCAGUUGAAAUCCAGCUAAUGCUUUACCAUAAAAAGAAAUUGAAGGAAAACGAAAUGCCAGGCGAAGCAAAGGAAGACCUUAGCAUGGUGGUGCAGACAUUGCGGGGCAUGGCGAGGGGUGGGGUCCACGAUCAUGUUGGAGGUGGUUUCCACAGAUACAGCGUCGACGAAUGUUGGCACGUGCCUCACUUCGAGAAGAUGUUGUACGAUCAAGGACAGCUUGCAAAUGUUUACCUCGAUGUCUUUUCAAUCACGAAAGACACGUUGUACUCGAGUGUGUCCCGUGAUAUUCUCGACUACUUGAGGAGAGAUAUGAUUGGUCCAAACGGUGAGAUAUUUUCAGCUGAGGAUGCAGAUAGUGCAGAAUCCGAAAGCUCGAGGAAAACGGAGGGUGCCUUUUAUGUUUGGACGAGCCAAGAGGUGGAUGACAUAUUAGGUGAACAUGCUCCUUUGUUUAAGGAGCACUACUAUGUUAAAGAAUCGGGCAAUUGUGAUCUUUCGAAGAUGAGUGAUCCCCACAAUGAGUUCAAGGGUAAAAAUGUCCUUAUCGAGAGAAAUAGCACUUCUGCAAUAGCGUCGAAACUGGAUAUUUCUGUGGAGGAGUAUCUCAAGAUUUUGGGGGUUUGUAGACAGAAGCUUUUCGAUGCGAGAUCGAAACGACCUAGGCCUCACUUGGAUGAUAAGGUGAUUGUGUCGUGGAAUGGGCUUGUAAUUUCUUCGUUCGCGAGGGCAUCGAAAAUUCUCAAGGCGGAACCAAAAGGGACUGAAUACUACUUCCCUGUUAACGGGAAUCAUCCGGACGAGUACAUGGAAGUUGCGGAGAAGGCGGCAGCUUUUAUCAAGAAACAUCUUUACAACCAACACACGAAAAAAUUACAGCACAGUUUCAGAAAUGGACCCUCUAAAGCACCUGGAUUUCUAGAUGAUUAUGCCUUCCUUAUUUCUGGUCUUCUUGAUUUAUACGAAUACGGCAGCUCGGUUUCUUGGCUAGCUUGGGUUAUUGAACUACAACAAAUGCAGGACGAGCUAUUUCUGGACAAAGAGGGAGGAGGGUAUUUCAAUACUGCAGGUGAGGAUCCUUCGGUUUUACUCCGUGUGAAAGAAGACCAUGACGGUGCGGAACCUUCCGGAAACUCUGUUUCGAUUAUCAAUUUAGUGAGAUUGGGUUCCUUGGUUUCUUCGGGUUCCGAUAAUUACAGGCGCACUGCAGAGCGUGUGCUGGCUGUGUUUGAGAAGAGGUUGAAAGAAACAGCAAUGGCUGUGCCUCUGAUGUGCUGUGGGGCCGACAUGCUCGGUGUUCCUUCGAGAAAGCAAGUUGUUCUCGUUGGACGAAAGCUGUCUUCGGAUUUCGAGACAAUGUUGGCUGCUGCUCAAGCAUCAUAUGAUCCUAACAAAACUGUGAUUCACAUAGACCCUACAGAUGCAGAAGAAAUGGGAUUCUGGGAGGAGCAUAAUGACAAGAUCGCCCUCAUGGCUAAAAGCAAUUAUAAUUCCGACAAAGUUGUGGCUCUCGUUUGCCAGAAUUUCACUUGCAGCCCUGCAUUAUACGAUCCGACUGCUCUUCAAUCUGUGCUCUCAAAAUGAUUUGCAUGCAGAUAGAUAGCCUGUUCUAUGCUUUCGAAGUACAAUAAAGACAGGUUUCUUGUUCACAUGGGAUGUAUGUAUCUAUGUAUAUAUUUUAUAUAAUCGAAAUGUAAGUUUUGUUUUAUUUUUUUUAUAUAUUAUUUUUGAGGGCUGAUUUGAUAAUUAACCGAGUUGAGCUCGAACGAAUUUUAAUUAAGCUGAACAUGAAUCAAGGUUUGGUUAUUUUUGUAUAGUAUGAUUUCUUUUC
Erythranthe guttata (spotted monkey flower) is the source of this 2824-nucleotide messenger RNA. Its product is annotated as catalytics. Gene Ontology annotation, cellular component: chloroplast. Gene Ontology annotation, biological process: carbohydrate metabolic process. The record is from RefSeq and is a predicted model, not a curated record. NCBI's taxonomy places the organism in Eukaryota, Viridiplantae, Streptophyta, Magnoliopsida, Lamiales, Phrymaceae.